UCUCUCUCUCUCUCUCUCUCUCUCUCUCUCCCUUGUCUCUCUAGAGUGCAGAGAGUAACAAUGGAGGUUUUCUACUACAUGGUGUUCGGGAUACUAGCGGCGGUGGUGGCCGCGGCGGAGCUCAGCAAGAGCAACAAAGACCGAAUCAACACCCCGUCCACUUUCAACGUCUUCAAGAACAAUUACCUUUUCGUUUACUCUCUCAUGAUGGCUGGGGACUGGUUGCAGGGUCCUUAUGUCUACUACCUGUACAGUACGUACGGAUACGGAAAAGGCGACAUCGGACAGCUUUUCAUUGCUGGUUUCGGGUCCUCCAUGUUGUUUGGAACAAUUGUUGGAUCUCUGGCAGACAAACAGGGCCGAAAGAGGGCGUGCAUCACUUAUUGUAUAACUUACAUACUGAGCUGCAUCACCAAGCAUUCUCCUCAGUACAAAGUUUUGAUGUUGGGGCGUAUUUUGGGCGGUAUUGCCACAUCACUUCUAUUUUCAGCAUUUGAAUCAUGGCUUGUUGCAGAACACAACAAGAGAGGUUUUGAACAACAGUGGCUGUCAAUUACAUUCUCAAAGGCAAUAUUUCUUGGCAAUGGUGUUGUUGCUAUCUUGGCUGGGUUGCUUGGAAAUACGCUGGUUGAUGCACUGGCUCUUGGGCCUGUGGCACCCUUCGAUGCUGCUUCAUGCUUUCUCACAAUUGGAAUGUUUGUGAUUUUGUGCACAUGGACAGAGAAUUAUGGAGAUCCUUCGGAGAGCAAGGACUUGUUUACCCAGUUCCGGGGUGCUGCUGUUGCCAUUGCUUCUGAUGAGAAAAUCGCGUUACUGGGUGCCAUACAGUCUCUGUUUGAAGGUUCUAUGUAUACAUUUGUGUUCCUCUGGACUCCUGCUCUGAGCCCCAAUGACGAGGACAUUCCACAUGGUUUUAUUUUUGCCACUUUCAUGUUGUCUUCAAUGCUUGGAAGCUCCCUUGCAUCCCGGUUGAUGGCUCGACAAUCACCUAGGGUCGAGAGCUAUAUGCAGAUUGUCUUUGCCAUCUCAGCUGCCUCUCUCCUGCUUCCCAUUGUGACCAGUUUCUUGGUAGCACCUUCCACUGUGAAAGGAGGGAGCAUCUCUUUUGCUGGUUGUAUCCAGCUUCUUGGAUUCUGUGCCUUUGAGGCUUGUGUAGGACUAUUCUGGCCGUCCAUCAUGAAGAUGAGAUCUCAGUACAUCCCCGAGGAGGCCAGGAGCACCAUCAUGAACUUCUUCCGCAUUCCUCUCAACAUUUUUGUCUGCGUUGUGCUGUAUAAUGUUGAUGCGUUUCCAAUGACAGUUAUGUUUGGUAUGUGCUCGAUCUUCCUCUUCGUAGCAUGUCUCUUGCAGAGGCGCCUCAUGGCGAUUUCAGACAAGCCCAAGACUGAAGAUUGGGUAUCAAUGAAGGAGAGGGACGGCGAGGCAGAGCCGUUAAACAUAUAAUCGACGCUGAGCUGACAGACCACCGGACUUUUGAAAGGUCGAAGACAACGAGCUCAUCCGUUCAACAUACUAGUAAAGAUCCUGUUAACUAAGGGUAUGUUCAAUUUCGAAACGGUAUGGAUGGAAAAUGUGGGAGGAAAACAGUGGUCUGCCCAGCAAAGAUGCGAACCGAAGAAGAUCCGGUUGAACGUCAGUGAAUUAGUUUAUUGCCAAGUUUUCGGGGAAGGAAAAAUCAUCUCUUCUUGUAAUGCCAUCGUUAUUCUUUUACAUUAUCCAAUAGCCUCUCUCUCUCUCUCUCUCUCUCACUCUCUCACACACACACACACACACACAUUUUUCUUCAUUGACAUUGAAGUGUACCUACGAUUACUUAAUGCAAUUUUGUUUUAUCA
Molecule: messenger RNA, 1835 nt
Organism: Pyrus x bretschneideri (Chinese white pear)
Lineage: Eukaryota; Viridiplantae; Streptophyta; Magnoliopsida; Rosales; Rosaceae
Product: molybdate-anion transporter
Exons: 8
Coding region: 61-1443 (460 amino acids)
Biological process (GO): molybdate ion transport
Cellular component (GO): membrane
Molecular function (GO): molybdate ion transmembrane transporter activity
Source: RefSeq, a predicted model, not a curated record